AUGUCAUUACCGUUCACACCGAGCAAAAGUGGUAAAAAGCAUACAGCCGGAUCAGAGGGAUCUGCGGGGGAUUUGCAGUCUCAGUUUGCGGAGCUCCAGAAGCGGCUAAAGCGUAUGCCACAUGCCAUGGUGUCGGAAAGUCCGUCGCGGAAUAGAGGGCCACGCACAAACAUAUUGAAUGAAGAUCAAAGUUCGAGUGAAUCAGAAGGAGAAGAUGCGACAAAAGGCGAUGAGGAGGAGGAAGAUGAAGAGCCUAUAAUAAGGAGGAGAGUCAGACGUGGCCCAAAAGAGUUGGCAUCACCAACCAGCCCCAAAAGAGUGGAUUUCCUUAGUGACUUGAGUGAUGGAUUACUUGUGGAAUCGCGUCGUUUGGCAUAUGAAAACAAGCAGUUCAAGACUCAGGUAGAGAUUUUGAAGGAGGAGCGCGACAAGUUCAAAAACCAGGCAUCGAACUUGGGGCUACUGAACACAAAGUUGAGCGAAAAAGAGAGUCAGUCGAGUGAUCGCAUCUGGGAGUUGGAGACAAAGCUUUCCGAAUCCAAGGACAAGCUUGAAAAGGCACUUAUUGAUCUUGAAAGGGUGGGCAAGGCCAAAUCCUCGUUGGAAACACAGUUGGCAGACUCUACGGCUACACUUGAAGGUGUGCGUUCCCAAAAGAUUGAGCUUGAGAAGCAGAGUAAUGAGAAAAUCAACACGCUCAAAAAGCAGGCAAGUGACAUGAGGCAGAGAAACAGCGAUCUCAACGAUGAAAAUGAUGCUCUCCAGAAGAAGGUUGGUGAGCUGAAGGCCAAGGCUGGCGCUGUUGUUGCACCAAUGAACUUUAAAGAUGCAUUUGCGGGUCUAGGUGAUAAUUUCGACGAGGCAACUGAUAACGACGCGUCGAUGUUGAUGGAGCCGGAGCCUACAGAGCUCAACUUGGCCGUGGACAACGCCAAGGAGCUCGACAGAGAAACGCUAAGAGCAAAUCUUUCGCACGCAAUAAUGACAAUUGGUCGGCUAAGGAAGUAUAUUCAGAAGCAGAAAGUAUUCCAUGCCAAAAAGCUUGCCUCGCCAACUCUGAAGACACUUGCCAUGUCCUCUCCUAUGACCUCGACUCCUAUUGGCUCAAGAACAACCGGCUCACCAAGAGGAUCGAGAUCUGUGAAAAGAAAGCUUUUUCAAAGCGGAUCCGGCUCUUCCUCUCCAGUGAAAGAAAACGUGGGAGAGAAUUUGGAGAGGGACUGGGAGAAUUUCGAAGACACAUCAAUCGCCACGACUAAAACAACCGCCGGAAAACUUGGGCACAUUCCAGCACUUGUGAAAAACGACAAUAGUGAUGAUGAUGAUGAUGACGAUGAAGAUGACAAGCAGGAGAAGCAGUUGAGAUUACAGCAAGGUGACAAGAAAGCUUUGGCAGACGAGCUUAUGGAGCGGGAUAUCAGCCAGAGAGACUUUGAGAGCAGUCCAAGCAAGAAACCGGCAAAGAACAAUUCUACGUUUGCAAACUGGGGUAUGAUUGCAAUUCCACAUGGCCAGUCAUUGGAUGCAAUAGGCGAGUUCGACAUGGUUCCGUUUGCCCGUGGAGACUACGAGCGUUUACUGAAGCAGCAAAAACGUAAGGCAGAGAAAACAGUCAAGAUUCCACCUUUGAAGAAAAAGGCUGUUCAAGGCUUGAGACUCGUGACUUCUCCUGAGUACAAGAAGCUUAAGAAGGAGCUUGAAACUACGACUACCGAGCUUCAGCGGGCCAAGAAUAAGGUCGAAGACAUAAAAUCAACUGCGGAGACACAGACGGAAAGUCGUGAUGCCAAGGAGUAUGAAGUCCAGGUCUCUAACUUGAGAAGUAGGCUUUCCGCUAAGGAGAAGGAGGUUGCAGAGCUUAAGGAGAAGCUGGAGGAGGCUGAAAAGGAGGCUGCCCAGAAUUUGCAAGAAAAGCUUUCCAAGAAGGAGACGGAGAAAGAGGAGCUUAGAAGAAGCUUGCAGAGAACUAACAAUAUGGCUAUCCGGAAUCUGCAGGAGAAACUUUCGAAAACAGAAUCUGAGAAGGAGGAACUUGGAAGGAAACUGGAAGAUUCACAAAGGGAGGCAGCCCAAAACUUGCAAGAGAAACUUUCCAGCGGCCAAACAGAGAAGAACGAUCUUGAAAAGAAGCUUGAGCAGGCAACAUCAAUACUCGAGAAGAAGCUUUCCGAGAAAGAUGUUCAGAUUGGUGUUCUUCAGAAGAAGUUGGAGGACUCUCAGAGCGAAGCCGCCACUACUCUUCAAAAGAGACUUUCUGAGAAGGAAGCAGAAGCAGAUGAUCUCAAGAACAGCCUCGAAAAUAAGUGGAAACAGGCCUCAGAGGAUUUGGAGAAGAAACUUUCCGAUAAGACAGCGGAAAUGGAAGAGAUGAAGAAGAAACUAAAUGCUGCUGAGUGUUUGCAGAAGACUCUUUCACAUAAAGAGGCAGAGAUGGGAGAUCUCGAGAAGAAACUACAAGAUGCUCAGAAAGAGGUGGUUGAGAAUUCUUCGGCCGCCCAUACUUUACAAGAACAGGUCGACAGUUUAAAGGCUACAAUUGAAAAGCUUAGGGAAGAGGUUAAAACGGACGAGGCUGAAGUCGCCAGACUUUGGAACUUGGUGGGUGAAACCAAGAAGGAAGCAGGUGCCAUCAAAGACAAAAUUUCGGAUAAGCUUUCUGCUACAGAGAAGGAGCUUUCAGCACUAAAGCAGAAAUACGAAAAUCCAGACGAGUCUUAUCUCACAUCCAAAGCAAGUGUCUUGGGCUUUUCAACACUUCCGUUUGAAGAGCAAAAGAAAUUGAGGGGUGAUUCUAAAGAUAAGGCAGUCUUGCAGAAGUUGAAACAAGCACUCGAGUUGCAGAUCGGCGAACUAAAGGAGAAGGCGGUGCAAUCAGAGAAGAAGCUAACUGAAGCCAACAAGAAGCAAACUGACGUUUUGAAUGAGUUGAAGAUGCUUAAAGAGGUUCACAAAGCGCCAAGUGCCCAGUAUUUGAAGGAGAAGGCAGUCGGCUUGCAAUUGGUUGCUAUUCCUAAGCUCGAAUAUGAUAAUAAGAAUGAGGAACUCGAGAGUACGCGGAAGAAACUUGAGGAGAGUGAAAAGACUUGCAGCAACUUGAAGAAUGAAGUUGAGCAAGCCAAGGAGGAGAGUUCUCAAUUGAGAAAGAAGAUUGCACUCAAAGCGAAUGCAUUUAAUGAAUCCCAAAAGCAGCUUUCUGCAGUUAACAAUACGUUAUCUGAGCGCGAAGUCAAGCUUGUGACCUUACAGUCUGAUUUGAAAGAGAAGCAGAAGGAGAUUGACGGCUUACAACAAACAUUGAACCGCCUAAAGGAGCGCAAUACAACAUUGGAUGACAGUUUAACGAGAUUGAAGUGUUCGUAUGAAAAACCUGAUAGUGGAUACGUUAAACAGCAUGCAGAUGCAUUGGGAUUGGCGUUGAUUAGCAAAAUAACCUCUACUGAAUCCAGGGACGACGAGUCCGUGUUUGAAGAUGCUUCCGAGGAUCCAAUCAAUAUUGAUUCUGAGAAGGAUAUAUCCCCAAGAAGAAGUAGCAGCUUGAGCAAGGUGUUCUCAAGAAGUAUUUCACAAUCUAAGAAGUUGCAAAAGCAGUUGAAAGAAGCUCAGGAACAGGUGAAAAAUCUGCAGAAAAAGCUUGACAAGCCAACACCAGAAUACAUCCAAAGCAAGUGCGAGUUCGUGGGUAUUGCAAAUGUUUCGACCGGUGAUUACUCUAAGUUGAAGUCGAACAUCAGUGCUCUUGAAGAUCAGUUGCAGAAGAAAGAGGAGAAGCUAAAUUCCGUGAAGCAGGCCCACAGCCAAGAGGCGGUUUUGUUGAAGAAGCUUUUGGAACAGAAACAGAACGAACUUUCACAAUUGAAGAGUGCACAAGAUGCAGAGCUUGAAAAGCAGAAGGCAUUAAUCAGCAAUGGAUCAACUGAGCUUGAGCUGAAAAAGAAUCAGUUGCAAACUAAAAUCACUGAGUUAGCAACUUUGAAAGCCGAACUUCAAGGUAAGAGCUGUGAUUUGGAAUCAACCAGCUCGAAACUAACCAAGUGUAUGGAUGCAUUGAAGGAGAAGACAUCUGAAUUGGAGGAGUUGACCGGGGAGCAUCAAAAGCUUCGGGUGAAGUUGGAGAAACUUGAGUCUGACUAUGAGACUGCCCACGAGAUUUUGGAGAAGCCAGAAAAGAAGUUCCUUGAGGAGAAAGCUGGACUCUUGGGGCUUUCACUUGUUGCAAGCACCGAACAUUCUGCCGUUAUGAAGAAAGCUCAAGAAAAGGAGAGUGCUGUUGAGCAACUUAACACAGCUAUAACUAGACUUAACCAGGAGUACAGUACUGCCAAAGCAGAUCUUGGCGUUGCUCAUAAUGAGAUCAACUCGUUGAAGAAAGAACUAGAUGAAGCACACGUUGGAUUGGAAAAGAUGGAGAAAGAAAAUGCAACGAACGAAAAUUUGCUUACUGUGAAGGCAAACAGAAUUACAGCAUUGAACCUAGAUCUAGAGAAGAAGAAUAGUGACAUUUUAAAACAGUCGGAAGAACUUAAGAGGUUGAAAAGAGAGCUCAAAUCUUUGGAAGAUGAGAAGUCUAAUCUUGAGCAGAAGAACGUUUCUCUAAGUAAGACUGCCUCGUCUAUUCCAUCUGGGUGUGUUGCCAUUGACAUUGAACGGUUUAAGAAUUUGCUUGGUGCGAUGUCAAUGUUGGGUGUCCAGUUCAAGCAAUACGCAGAAAACUUGAAGAGUAAGGAUGUUGAUGAUGAGGAGUUGAAGCGCGAAAUUUCGGAGUUGAAGUCCGCCGCUGAGCAGCAGGCCAAAAUUUCAUCUAAAUAUGAAUCUCCAAGUGUUGAGUACAUCGAAGAGAAAGCAACUAACCUUGGUAUGAAGGUUCUUUCGGUCAGUGAAUUCAUAAGCUUGAAGUCUGAAAAUAAAGAGAAUCUGAUUGACAAGAGUGAGAACGGUGACGAGGCCAGCAUUGUAAGCGAGGAGGCUAUUAACGAGCAAAACAGAAUACUCACAGAAAAGAUGAAGAGUAGAGCAGAUGAACUGGAAGCAUUACAGACUGAUUUGAAGAAGAAGGAGCUAACUUUGAAGCAGCUGGAGCGGAGAGUUGAAGGAACACUUGAUCCAGAAGAGGCAAAGGAUGCAGAACUUCGAAAUGCUGAGAGUGGAAGUAUGCCAUUUACGAAGAUCUCAAAGCUCCGGAAGCUUUUGGAUCAAAAGAUUAUAGAGAAUGACGAAGUUCUUUCUAGAAUUAAGAAGAAAGGAAGACAUUUGUCGAUGGAGGAAAUUGACACGGUUGAUAUGCAACUUGAUCAGAAGAAGAAGGAGCUGGAGGAGAGAAAAAGCUUGCUUACAGAGAAAGUUCGGAAUCUGGAGAUUGAGAUCAAAAGAAUGCAGGAAGAUGCCAAGGACAAGGAAAAUGUUAGACCUGGAGGAUCGAUUUCGGAUCAACUUGACUCCGUGCGCGCCGAACUCAAAGCGAAGUCUAACGCACUGGAUGUUCUUCAAAAGUACAUUGAAUCGAAUCGCCAAGAUGCUUCAAGAGCCAAAGCUGGCACUUCAGAGUUGCAGAUGGAGAUUGGUGAACUUAGGGUUGAAUUGAGGAAGCAAAAGCGGGAGUACAAUCACAUCCAGCAGUUGCUUGAUAGGGCAAUCAAGUCUUAUGAGCCAGAAUUAGAGAAUCGUAACCGGGAGAUUGGACAGCUAAAGACUCAGCUCAAGAAUAAGGCAGUGGAGUUGCAAGAACUUGGAGCACAGGAGGAAGCGGCAAAGAGACAGAGAAAGGCUGCGGAGAAGUUUGUGCCGAAGAAUGAGUAUGAUUCUUUGAAAGAGCAGCUCGAGAAACAGCGUUUACAGUUUGAAAAUUCGGAGACGGCUGCUUCAAAGAAGAAUGCUUCAUCUCCUCGCACGAUAACGUCACAAGAACUUGCAAUCAAGGCUGCAGAGUAUGGUCUUGCACUAAUUUCAGAGCAGGAGCUUGCCGAUUUGAGACAAAGAUCACCGGCAACAGUUGAGGAUAUCAACGUAGCGGCAAGAAAGAUGAACUUACUCUGUAUUCCCGAGGACAAGUUUGUUGCAACUACUGUUUGCAGAAAGCCGGAUCCUGCUACCGUUGUAGUUCUUCCUUUGAGCUAUUAUGUCAAGUUGACCAAGACACAUGACUGGUAUAAGAUGAAUAGAGAUAGUAUUGCGGAGUGGCAAGAGAUGGAGAGGGAAAAGACUGCAAACAGGAAUGGAGUUAACGGUAAGAAGGUAGAGGAUGAACGAGUGUCGCUUAUAUCUUCGGGCUCCACAUCUAUUUCUUCUUCUUUGGCCGCAAAGCGUGGCUCAUUGGGCCAACAGUCAAGCUCACGGAGAGCAGCUUUGAAGAGAAAGCUGCAUCUUUCGCAAGAGCCACCAGUGAACUCACCAGCGUUUGCAUUAUCGCAACUUGCAAAGCAGGAUGCUGCAGAUACGGAGAGCAGACUUGGAGCUACAUCCUUGCACACGGUCAACACGGUGAUAUCCACGAGACAAGAAAUGGUGGCGGCAAUAACGCAGACCAUCAUUGGAGAGUAUCUCUUCAAGUACUACAGGAAAUUAGGGCCUUUAGUUUCUUCGGUGAGUGGAACAAGACACGAAAGAUACUUCUGGAUUCAUCCUUACUCGCUCACACUCUAUUGGUCUACGUCGAAUCCUUCACUCUCGGAUCCAUCCGAGAACAAGAUUCAUGCGUUGGCAAUUGCUAAAGUGAAGGUGGUCGAUGAUAACAAUCCUCUUCCACCUGGUUUGUACCACAAAUCCAUAAUUGUUUACUCGAACGAUCGCCACUCUAUCAAGAUCACGUGCCCAACCAGGCAGAGACAUAACAUCUGGUUCAACUCACUACAGUAUUUAAUUGCGAAAAGUAUUGCCGACACGAAUAGCGAUGCAGAUACUGAGAAUCAGUAUAACGAGAAUUUCAGCCUGGACGAACGGCUUCAACUGGAAAGAAGUCAGUCUUUCCGGCAUCAACAACCUCGUACGAGUAUUCUUCGAUCCGGAAGAAUGCCUAGAGCAACAAGCACGGCUUCUAUUUCUGACUCUUCAAGCUUUUUGCAGAGACAGAGAUCAUCUUUUCCUUCGAUGAGUAGUCUUAAGCGGCAUUUGACGAGACACAACCAUUAG
Messenger RNA from Brettanomyces bruxellensis, 7122 nucleotides. RefSeq lists its product as uncharacterized. Lineage: Eukaryota; Fungi; Ascomycota; Pichiomycetes; Pichiales; Pichiaceae. The transcript is spliced from 3 exons. The coding region runs from base 1 to 7122 and encodes 2373 amino acids. Gene Ontology annotation, cellular component: cell cortex; mitochondrion. Gene Ontology annotation, molecular function: tubulin binding; phospholipid binding. The record is from RefSeq and is a predicted model, not a curated record. Gene Ontology annotation, biological process: maintenance of protein location in cell cortex; establishment of mitochondrion localization; dynein-driven meiotic oscillatory nuclear movement.